AUGAAGUACGAUAGUCUAAAGACCACUUCUUUUACAUUUCUCCUUUGCCUUAACUCUCCAGUCUCGCAACAGACUUUUUCUCUUCUAAGAUCAGCCCAGUGUAAAUGGAGCCAGGGACCAGGAGAGGGAGACCCUGGGUUUGGCUCUUCCAUCAUAGAAGGCCCCAGCAAUUUAACAGCACUUGUUGGUACAGAGGCACAUUUUCACUGUACAGUGUCAGAGGGCUGGCAAAUUUUGAUAUGGCUUUUUGAAGAACAGCCUAUACUGUCUGUUACUUAUCCUGGAAAGGUAAUAAUAACAGAUAAGAGCUACAGUCAACAAGGGUACAACAAAAGUACCGAGUUUACCUCAGAGCUGACAAUAUACAAUGUUCAGCUGAAUAAUUCUGGAAGAAUUGAAUGCAGCAUCCAGAUACUGGGUGGCAAUCAGUAUGCAUUUCUUUCUGUUCAAGUUAAUGGAUCUUUGAAUAUCAAAGAUCACAACUUGACAGUAAGAGAGAACCAAACAAUUGAAAUAGUUUGUGAAGCUGUUGGAUGGGAUCCUGCUCCACACAUUACCUGGAUGUUAAAUAAUAUUACACUAGAUAAUUCAAAUUAUAUUACCAACUGGAGUCAAGGAUCUAAUGGCUUGUACAAUGAAGAGAGCAUCUUGACCCUCAUCCCACUGACCAAUUCCUCUGUGAUUUGCUUAGCUACUAUACUUGCGCUCUCUAAACCUCAAUCUGCAACUGUGGCUCUUCUUGUGUAUCCUCCUCCAAAGAGAAUAGGCCUUUCCAAAACAGAUACUGAAUUAAGACUGAUGUGGAUUCAGGUUGUUAGAGAGGGAAUUUGGCUUCAUAUAUGCAGAAAUGACUGUUUACAGGAACUUCAGCUUGAACAAGAACUUGAGGCUGAAUUCAUUUUUGGUGAUAACAGGACAAAUAAAAAGAAGAAAGAUGGCUUGGGUUAA
Molecule: messenger RNA, 948 nt
Organism: Gekko japonicus
Lineage: Eukaryota; Metazoa; Chordata; Lepidosauria; Squamata; Gekkonidae
Gene: IGSF5
Product: immunoglobulin superfamily member 5
Exons: 5
Coding region: 1-948 (315 amino acids)
Biological process (GO): cell-cell adhesion
Source: RefSeq, a predicted model, not a curated record